AUGGAGGAGGCUGAGCCACAAGAAGAGGAGGAUGAGCUCCCCAUGUACCAAGAGCACUACAAUGCUCUCUUCUCCAUGGACUUUGUGGAGACAAGUACCCACAUGAUGACACAUGAGGAUCUUGGAUCUUUGAGGAUGUGGAGUUGGUGCUCAAGAACAUGCGCUUGGAAGUUCUUCUCUCACCGCAUGGAGUCUUACAAGGAGCUCACUUGUGAGUUUUUGGCGUCGAUGAGGUACACAAGCAGCUUGAGAUCUGUUUGGGUUCACUAUGGAGAAGGAACCUAUGGAACAUCAAGGAAGAAGAACUCCAAAGAGUAUGGGCUACAAUCGCUGAAGAGGGUACUCUUCCUCAAGGUCCAAGGCUGCCAGAUCAGGAGUCCUGUGCUUGAGAUAUGUCCACAAGGCUCUUGCCAACACCUUCUUUGCAAGGAAAGCCACUGGACAAUCAAUGAGGGAGAAGUGAAGCUCCUUGACAUGGGAAUCAAGCCCAUCAUCUCACGCACAAGGAUGGGAAGAAGAUCAGAGGAGAUAGGGCACACGCAGGGAAUCUCAUGCCUCUCCUUGAGCAGCUCUCUCCUACAAGUCACGGCCUACAACACUACACCAAAAGGAAGAAAGCUUAGUGUUGGAGGGAUCAACACCAAUCUUUGUGCAGCUAGGAGUCAAGUGGACAAGAGAAGGUCUACUCCACCAGGUUGGAUGGACAUCAAGUUUUGCAAGACCAACCUCCUCAUUGAGCACAAGGAGUUGGAUGGGAUUCCAAUUCAAGUUCACACAUCCACGGCUGGCCCUUCCAAGCUUCUCCUGCCCAACCCUGAGCUCACCACAGUCUAG
Microthlaspi erraticum is the source of this 834-nucleotide messenger RNA. The record is from the annotation of a GenBank genome assembly. NCBI's taxonomy places the organism in Eukaryota, Viridiplantae, Streptophyta, Magnoliopsida, Brassicales, Brassicaceae.